AUGGUGAACCCAACAGCUGUUUUUCUUCCACUAUAUCUUUAUCCUUAUAAUACCUCUUGGGAUAGCGUCGCGAAGUCAAUUGCGUUGCAUCCGGGUGUUAAUUUCCAAGUUGUCGUCGCUCCAAAUCUUGCGAAUGUCGUUCCAGACAUCAACUAUGUUACACACCUUCAGAUACUCAACAACUAUACCAAUGUACAAACGCUGGGAUAUGUAUCCACGACCUGGGCUACGCGGAACAUUACAACUGUGCAAGAGGAGAUAAAAUCCUAUGCGUCGUGGACGAACUACACCACUGCCAACAUUCGAGUUUCAGGUAUCUUUUUUGAUGAGGCACCUUCAGCGAACACCACAGAAAACAUAUCUUACAUGGCAGGCGUGACAGCUUUCGCAAAAGCUUUACUGCCACCCAGUCGCAACAAAGUUGUAUACAACCCUGGGGUCAACGUCGAUGAGUCUUGGUUCAAAUUGGCAGAUGAGAUCAUUAUCUAUGAAAAUACUUGGGCAGCAUUCAACUCGACUCAAUUGAGCAGGAUACCCGAAAAAAUACAGAACAAAUCGGUUUACCUGAUUCACAAUUUUACAGGAGAUAGUGAUCUGCAAGAGGAUCUUGUGAGCAACCUUACAGAUCACGACCUAGCCGGUGUAUUCGUGACUACGCGAGACGGAUAUACAUCAAUAUCUGCGUUGUGGGAUGACUUCUGCGAGGCUAUAGACCAAUCUAUCUCGGACGACAACGAUAAUAACGAAAAUGAAGACGACGAUGAAGGAGAAACUGGAGACGAGGAUGAAGAUAACGAGGAAGACGACGACGAGGACGAAGAUGGAGAGGAUACUGAGGAAGAAGAUGAUGAUGGUGAUGAAGAGGCGGAAUGCGAGAUCGAUGGAAGUGGUGAAUACUUCGAAGUAAAGCGCCAUUGA
Messenger RNA from Glarea lozoyensis ATCC 20868, 918 nucleotides. RefSeq lists its product as uncharacterized. NCBI's taxonomy places the organism in Eukaryota, Fungi, Ascomycota, Leotiomycetes, Helotiales, Helotiaceae. The record is from RefSeq and is a predicted model, not a curated record. Bases 1 to 918 code for a protein of 305 amino acids. The transcript has a single exon.